AUGUCUGCCACACGAUGGAACAGAGCACGCACAUUGCUCGCACAGCCAGCUAGAACCCAUGCCGUCUUCAGACCAGUCGCCAUCCGCGCUCCCAUUCAACACCACCUCGGACGCACCGCCGCCGUCGCCACUGUUGCUGCACGCACCCAGGACCGAUGGAGGCCAUGGAUGAUGGCGUCAGUUGCAACGGCAGGAGUUCUUUCCUGGCAGCUCAGUCAGUCUCUCGUCAAGUCCGAGAGCCAUGCUCAAUCCGCCACUGUCAUUGACGAGGACUCAAAGCUCGAGUUCCCAAGGACAAUCCUCUCCGAGGACGGAUCCCCCGCCCGUCUCUUGGGCUUGGGAGUCCGCAAGAUCACCUUUCUCAAGGUCCAAGUCUACGUGGUCGGCCUCUACGCCAAAGCCUCGGAUCUGGACGACCACAACUCGCGGUUCCGUGCGUUGCCCGAGGUCCAAAAGUUCCAACGCACCGAUGCGAUUAGCUCUGAUGCUGCUUUUAGGGCCAUUGUCCAGAACCCGAUCGAGUUGGUCUUGAGGAUUGCACCUGUGAGGAACACCAACGGUCCUCAUCUUCGCGAUGGGUUUACUCGCAACUUGACCCAGGCUCUCAAGCGCCAGAAUCUCAAUGAUAUCGAGAACGAGGAGGCAAUGAAGGGUAUUAUCGAGUUCAAGAACUUGUUCCCCAAGGGCAAGAUCCUUGCAGGUCAAGCCCUGCUAUUCAGAAAGUCGCCCGAUGGCUCCAUGUCCGUCGAAUUGGAUGGCGAAGUGCUGGGAGAAACCCGUAACACCUGGUUGAUCGAGUCAUUCUUCUUGGGAUACCUUCAUGGAGAGAACCCUAUCAGUGGCAAGGCCCGCGACAGUAUUGCCCAGGGUAUCCAGGACCUCUUGCUUCAGUAA
Linnemannia hyalina is the source of this 894-nucleotide messenger RNA. NCBI's taxonomy places the organism in Eukaryota, Fungi, Mortierellomycota, Mortierellomycetes, Mortierellales, Mortierellaceae. The record is from the annotation of a GenBank genome assembly.